Molecule: messenger RNA, 1305 nt
Organism: Cercopithifilaria johnstoni
Lineage: Eukaryota; Metazoa; Nematoda; Chromadorea; Rhabditida; Onchocercidae
Source: the annotation of a GenBank genome assembly
AUGAAAUGCUUCUUUGGUUCGAUAUUUUAUUGUUUACUAAUUAUUGCUAUCGGUAAACAAGCAAUAACAGAUAAGGAUGGGAUAGUUGCUGAUAUAAAAGCAAAUUUAUCAACACUCAUUCAUGUUCAUGCUAUGUGGCGACAUGGUGAUCGUACACCAAUAACUUUACUUCCAAAUGAUAAAGCUAAUGAUGAGGGAUCAUGGGAAAUUGGCUUAGGUGAAUUAACAGUUGAUGGCAUCUGGCAAGCAUAUCAUCUUGGCAGAUUUCUUCGACAACGAUAUGAUGGAUUUUUAAGUGAAACGUUUAAAACUUCCGAGAUUUACGUAAGAAGUACAGAUAUCAAUCGUACGUUAAUGACAGCCAAUGCUGUCCUUCAAGGUUUAUAUCAACAACGAUAUUAUAAUGAUAACUUAUCACUAUCAGUAUGGCAUCCAAUACCAGUGCAUACAGUAAAAGUCGAAAAUGAUAAAUUGCUUCAACAAAACUGUGCGAAAGUAAAAGAAGAAUUACAAAAAGUGAUGAAAAUGAAAGCCAUACAAGAUAUGUUACAAAUGAAUGAAAAGUAUUUGCAAUAUAUCGGUAAACAUAUGAAUGUUGAAAAUGGCGGCUAUUUUGAUUUUGAAAAUAUUUGGCUUGUAUACGAUCCACUUAAAGUUAUUACUUAUCAUAAAGAUAAACAUGAAUUUCCAAAAUGGGUUAAUGAGACAAUAUGGAAUAAAAUUUCGGAAAUGUACAAUUUAUGGGGUCAAUAUCAAUACAGUACCGAUUUGUUGAAAAGACUUCAAGGAGGCGAAUUAUGGAAGGAAAUUUUUGUAAGACUUAAUAAUUUGAUAAAGGAACAUUCAGUGUGGAAGCAAAAGAUCUAUGCAUAUUCUGCGCACGAUGAUACAUUAGCAGUAUUAUUAAAUAUGUUUGGUAUGAAACUUACUGCUUAUCCACCAUAUGCUGCUCUUGUAUUACUUGAAACACAUUUGAUUGAUAAUGAAUUCAUUCUUCAGCUUUACUACAAAAAUGUUACCGAUUCCAAUCAAAUUUAUCAUUUUCCAAUUGCUUACUGUAAUGAUGAUAUAUGUACGGUAGAGAAGUUGGAGAUAGCGACAAGCAAUUUUAUUCCACAAAAUUGGGAAAUGGAAUGUGAUCCGAAUGUUUUAUACAGGAAAAUGAGUUCUGCUAUAUUAUUUAUUUCAUUGAUUAGCGUUGUGGCGGUAAUUUCAUGUCAAAUUUUGAAGGCACAUAUUAUGAAACGGAAAGUUUAUAAUGAUCGAACGGUUGCUUUUCCAUCUGAUGCUGAAUGGCACUUUUAA